AUGUGCCUGCGCAGCAAUAAGGUUUAUAAGGUUUCUAUGGUGAGUGAGACGGGCAAGGCGGCGGACGGACCAAUCAGCGUGCAGAGUCAACUAGCGGCCUCGAACCUCAGACUCGACUUUCCAAGCACAGCCAUCAGCGAAGCUCUGCCUUCUUCCCUCUUCCUCCCCUUCACGGCCCCUUCAUCUCCGUCGCCCGACCCCCACGACCUCUUAUCGAAACGCCGCCACUUCUCCAUCUCGAGGCCCUUCCACUCAUUGCCCACCAUGUCCUCAUACCUGGAGAAGCAGUCCUCCGCCUUCCGCGGCACGCUGGCCUCGGCGGCCGCGAAGCUCUCGAACCCUUCCAGCACGAGCGCCGGCAAAGCGACGUCGCUGGCACCGCCGUCCCCCUCGCCGUCCGCCGCAUCGGACAGCACCACGCCCACGGCCAAGAGGAAGCGCGACCUGGCGCCCGAGGUGCCAUUUUCUCAGCCCACGUUGACGGGGUACGGUGCCGAAGUCAAGACGCAGAUGGCCUUUGCGGUCGAGUAUCUCAAGAAAAAGGGCGAGCCCAAGAGCAUCACCGACAUCAUCGACCAUCUCAGCCUGCGAAGCUUCCCGGAGGAGCACAAGCGGGAGCUGACGGAGGGACUGAGGGGCCACCCGCGCGUCGAGUGGAAGCCAGACGCCAGCCUGAGCGAGCAGACGUGGAAGACGGGCAUGUACUCGUACCGCCCCAUCAUCCUCAACGUCAAGGACGGCACGUCUCUCCUGGCGUACCUGCAGCGCAAGACGGACGCCUCGGGCGUUUCGGUCAAGGACCUCAAGGACGGCUGGCCCGACUGCGAGGAGACGCUGGCGUCCCUGGAGAAGCAGCACAAGGUCCUCGUCGUCCGCACCAAGAAGGAUAAUUUCCCCCGCUACGUCUGGGCCGACGACCCGUCGCUGCACAACGCGGUCCAGCCCGAGUUCCAGGUCAUGUGGCACCGCGUCCCCAUCCCCAGCGUCGAAGACAUGCACCGCAAGCUGGUCAACGUUGGACAGAAGCCUACUAGCGAAGACCCGCUCAAGAUCCAGCAAGCGGCGGGCAACAAGCCCAAGGUGCAGAAGAAGAGGGCGAGCAAGAGGACGGGAAAGGCGACAAAUGUGCACAUGGCUCAUUUAUUGCAGGAUUUCAGCCACAUACGGCGAUGA
This is a messenger RNA of Metarhizium acridum CQMa 102, 1173 nucleotides long. RefSeq names its product transcription factor TFIIE beta subunit, TFIIEB, Tfa2. The record is from RefSeq and is a predicted model, not a curated record. Gene Ontology annotation, cellular component: transcription factor TFIIE complex. Gene Ontology annotation, biological process: transcription initiation at RNA polymerase II promoter. Gene Ontology annotation, molecular function: TFIIH-class transcription factor complex binding. Lineage: Eukaryota; Fungi; Ascomycota; Sordariomycetes; Hypocreales; Clavicipitaceae.